ACACACUGAAUGAGCGUUGGCAUUUCGCUCCUGGGUAACGCAUCUCUCCCGGCGAAAAUGGGCAACUCCGGAUGCUGAUCAAGAGAGCCAAGGAGAUCCUGCCAGAGGGGAAUCUCCCGAGCUGGUGGGCGGGAGGCGGAGAGGCAGGAGAGCGUCGGACCACUAGAGGCAGGCAACAGAUAGUUUUCCUCGACGGGGAGGGGCAUGGAAACCCCCCAGGAUCCCUUCAGCCCAGACUGCUCUCGGAAGCGAAAGGCGUCUCUCCUGCCAGGCGCGCUUGGAGCGAGACUGCGAGAGGAAAGGGAGUCCCGGCCAGAAGGCGAAGAGCGGCAGCGCCGGGUGGGCAGCGCGGGAGAGUCAGCAGCAGCUCCAAGAGGCCAGCGCGCCGACGCCGCAGUCGCGGCUGCCGUCUAGGGCGCAGGCUGCACUCUCGGGCGCUUGGGUGGCGCUUGGCAUGGACUGGGAGCGCCGCGCUGGACUCGGCUGGCCGCGGAGGGCUCCGGAGAGACGCCGCGCUUGGGCUGAGGUUCUCACCUCCCUGUUGCCUCUUUCCAUGGGAUUAAAACUAAGGUGGUGAAGCAGCCGCCGGCCGAGUGGAUCGGACCUCUCACCUGCCUCCACACCACCAUCACCGCCCAAAAAAGCCCGUCUUCUCUUUGGACCGAGCCAUGUGGGACCUCGCUCUGGAGGUGGGGAUACGGGUCCUGCUCUUCGGCGUCUUCAUUUUUACAGAAUUUUUGGAUCCAUUCCAGAGAGUUAUUCAGCCAGAAGAGAUCUGGCUCUAUAAAAACCCUUUGGUUGAAUCUGACAACAUACCUACACGCCUCAUGUUUGCUAUUUCAUUCCUGACACCUCUGGCUGUCAUUUUUGUGGUGAAAAUCAUUCGACGGACAGACAAGACUGAAAUUAAGGAAGCUUUUUUAGCUGUUUCCUUGGCUCUUGCUUUGAAUGGAGUCUGCACAAACACUAUUAAAUUAAUUGUGGGGAGACCUCGUCCCGAUUUCUUUUACCGCUGCUUUCCAGAUGGAGACAUGAAGUCUAACAUGGACUGCACAGGCGAUCCAGAUGUGGUCUCCGAAGGCAGGAAAAGCUUUCCAAGUAUCCAUUCUUCCUUUGCAUUUUCAGGCCUUGGCUUCACCACCUUCUACUUGGCUGGGAAGUUGCAUUGCUUUACCGAGAAAGGCCGUGGGAAAAGCUGGCGGCUCUGUGCAGCGAUUCUACCUCUGUAUUGCGCCAUGAUGAUCGCUCUGUCACGCAUGUGCGAUUACAAGCAUCAUUGGCAAGAUGCCUUUGUCGGAGGGGUCAUCGGCCUCAUGUUUGCUUACAUUUGCUACAGACAACACUACCCUCCGUUGGGUAACCUGUCUUGUCACAAGCCUUACGUCAGUCUGCUUGCUCAGACUGUGCUGAAGAAAGAAGAGGCGCCCACAGUGGAUAAUGCAACCAGCCUGCCUCUGGAAGGAAUAACAGAAGGUCCGGUAUGACUAAUACACAUGCAGGAUGAACUUCUAGCCCUUUCAUACAUUCCGCCAAUCCAAACUGGUCUCUCUGCAUAACAAAUGUCUCUUAAACAGCUGUGAUUCUGCCAUACCCCUCCCUUACUUUUCCAUAUCCUUUUCUUUCCCCUCACACACCUCUGUCCUGUGUUUCCCACACCCUCUGUUCCAUGCAAAAGCAAUGAUUGUUUAAGGGGACAAAUACAGAACUAAGAUCCGUGAGACGCCGCUCAUGAUUACUAAUCUCUAUUUACAUGGCACUUCCAGCGUGCAGAGUGCUAGCUUAUUCAUACUUACCAACAGCCGUCUGAGGCAGGUCAUUAUUAUUCCCAUUUUAUAGAUGGGUGGCAGAGGCUGGAAGAGAAUGUGUUGCUCAAGGCCACCCAGUGAACCUGUGGCUGAGCUAGAACACGGAUCAGGACCAACUCUUACUCGGAUGGACCAUAUCGACUGCAAAGGGAUUAAAUAUCUUCUGCUAAGAAGUUAAAGGCAUUCUGAACCGUGAUUGACACCACACCUUCUUUUCCGAAGGCAUUCAACAUGUAUCAAAAAGGUUUAUUUCUUUUAUGUCUCAUAACUCUGUAUGCGGUUACAAGAGCAUUCUGGGUGUCUCCCAGUUGUCUAACACGUAGCAGUGCAAAUAUCUUUGUGCUGCCCAUCAAGUCUGGCAGCGUUCUUCUGUGCUGACUAUAAUGAAAUGAUGGUUUUAAAUAUACAAAAGAGCAAGAGCUGGAGGAGGCCAAGAUUGCAGGCAUCAGUCAUUCCUUAGCAAGAUGUCCACAGCACAGUUAUGCAAAGACCUUGGAACUCUCAGCUGGCAAUAACGUAUAUUGAUAGGAUCACUUGGACACUCUUAAUAUUAACACAUUAGUGGAACAUUUUUUCCCCUUUCCCUUGAGAGCAUAAUUUACAUUCAAGCUGAAUAACUCAUUGCCAAACAGCAAGUUGUAAUCCUUUUUUUAAAGAAACAAAACAAAAAAACCUAACAUCGAAAAUAUCCUGAAUUGUGAAGGUGAAAAAACCACAUUUUUGUGAAUAUGUGAGCUAGAGUCACAUUAGUCUAAUGGGUUUUUCUUCUUUUGUUUAUUUUCUGGGGAUUUUAAUAGUUUGCCAUUCAUGGCAAUCUGUUUUUGGGAAGAUUGACUCUCCCUGCCCCCACCAACGCUAUAUUAACUUGUGUUAUCUUCUGCAUCUGCAAUUCUGAAUCUAGCACUUUCCCAAGCACCUUGUUUGCAUAGCUGUCAACGUUUCCCUUUUUUAAAGGGAAAUUCCCUUAUUCUGAAUAGGAUUCCUUGCAAGAAAACGGAAAAGUUGACAGCUAUGCUUGUUUGGGAGCCUGCUGUUAUAUUACUACAAGUGCAUGCAUGGGAAGGUGUGUGUGUGGCAGCACUCAGUGGCAUAUAUGUGAACAAUCGUAGACCUCAUUUCAGAAGUCUGUGGCAAAAAGCGGGGACUCCCAGCCGAGCAUGCUGCUUUGGUGAACUCCAUAGGGACCCUUCACUCGUGUGCAGCCUUUCGCUUAUGCAAGGUUGUUGGCAGUGUUCAAAGUAUGAACUAGCCCACUGUAUUUUGAUAAGUACCUCAGGCUGUACCUCAGAUUCGUGAACCUGCUGUGAUAUUUCACAGGUGUGCACAAGACUGCAUCUACUGACAAAAUGGUUUAUAUCCUGUUCAUUAUUCCAACAGUCCCUCUUCAGAUUUCAGAUAUCUCAGCAAAAACUCACAAAGUCAUUGGCCACUAUUUGGUGUGGUGAAUAACAAGGGUGACUCAAGUGAGAUUUUUCUUUCUUCGGUCCCUCAUUGCACACUGCGCACCCAGUGUUGGAAGCAAUGCUCACAGCCUCAGGACAUGAAUACAACCACGUGGUCCAGGUUGCUGCCUUGUGCAUCUUUUCCCCAGUCUAGUUAGGGAUGCAUUGGUGAAGGUCUCUGCCACCCUUAUAGGAGCGGAGCAAUUAUGUAGCAUACCCACAUUCAUUAAUCUUUCCCUCCUUUAUUUCUUCUUCUUCCAUUAAUUCUUUGUGCAAGUGUCAUACUGCAGUGAAAUCAUGUCCCUUUUGAUGGCAGAAAGAAAAACAUGCCGCUGAAAUCUUUAUAAAAGCCUAUUAGGGAAGAAGAUGUUUUAUGUAAUAAUCUGACAAUGGGAUUUUUGGGUUUGAUCAGCUAGCUGGACUAACGGAGGCUGCUUUGAUCAAUGCUACCCAUUAUGGUGCUUUCAACUGGAAGGGAUUGCUACCAUAGCUAUACUUACACCUAAUGUGUGCCUGAUGGACUAUGCAUUGGCCUAGUCUGUAAUUUAACAAGUUCACAUCUCCCUACAAAAACUGAGCAUUUUCUUUGCCAAUUUUUUUCCUUUUUUGCGGGGGGGGGGGGUCGGGGUUACCUGAAGGAAGUGAUUGUUGGUUGACAACUAUGUUUUUUUGGGUCAGAGGUGAGAACAGAUGAACCCCCCUUUUUAAAAUAGAUCCAUUGCACACAGUAAAAUAAAAAUAAGCCCGAAAUGAGGAUUGUGUAUACUGAAAAUAUACAAUAAAUUUGAAUCACAUUCUUUUAAAAGCCCUGUAGAAUUUAAUAGGAAGAGACAUUUGUGUUCCUGUGUGUGUGUUUUAUGUAAAUAUAUUGGGAUGUAAAAUAUACUGUGGAGAUAUGGAUCUUACACCUCUGUAUGUAUGAGAGAAAAGGAAAUUAUGAAUGGGUGGAAAGUCAGAAUAGUAUCAGGAUUCACUGAAUAUGCAAUGACUUAACUUUUGCCUACCUUAUAGGGUUUGGGAAGUUUUGCAGUAUUUCCCCCAAUGAUCAGAUACUUACAUAUACUCUGAAUCACUUGUCUUUACUGUCUUACUAGUGAAAUUUUCACAAUGGUCCUAGAUCUAUAUUUUUGAGAGAAAAAAAUUCUUACAGAAUGAAUUCUGUUAUAGAGGUGCUCUAAUUUUUUUAUUCAGACAUCUGUCUAUGCAUGAAACAAACUGUUCAAAACCUUAGUAUGUUAUAUGUGCCAACUGUGGUUGGAGGAGGGACAGUGGGAAUGUCCUGAAGAACACCCAAAACCUUUGUCAUGGGAACCGGACUUUAAGCAGGAGGUGUUGCUGAACUUGCCCUGGGUUUAAAAAGCUUUCCUGGAGGUUUAGCUGCUCCUGUGCCUUCAGGUGUCCUGGUGAGACUAGUAGAUCAGGCACAAGGUUUCUCUCCAAUGGUCUGUUUCCCCUGCUUUGUUUCCUUUGAGGCUGGCCCCAAUCUGCUAUUGUACUACUCAUACAUGCCCUCCACCAAUGUCACUAUAUUUGGGAUAAAAACUGAAAGUUGCUGCAAUGGCACAUCUCGAGUUUCUAAACCAGGUGGAGCUUUGGAGGCUACCAAGUCAAGUUGACUGUAUGGGAAACUUCAGGCCCAGGAGGCAAAUGCAGCAAUCUAGGCCUCUCUGUCUGAGACCCCCUCUAGGCCAUACAUCCCCAAAGCCACAUGCCUGACCAGGCAUGUUCCUUGAGUGUUUUGACUUGGCUGAAAUAUGUCAUUGAACUCUGAUGCGUC
Molecule: messenger RNA, 5024 nt
Organism: Podarcis raffonei (Aeolian wall lizard)
Lineage: Eukaryota; Metazoa; Chordata; Lepidosauria; Squamata; Lacertidae
Gene: PLPP4
Product: phospholipid phosphatase 4
Exons: 7
Coding region: 669-1484 (271 amino acids)
Biological process (GO): phospholipid metabolic process
Molecular function (GO): phosphatidate phosphatase activity
Source: RefSeq, a predicted model, not a curated record